GCUCUGCUCCUCCUCACGGUUUAGACGUGUUUGCUACAUUGGUGGAAGGAGUCGUUGGAAACGCUGGAAGGAAGGGAGUGGUUAAAGAGAAGGAGGCUUUUUUCACCCCCUCCAACAGUUGUGCAACAGAAUCCAUCUCUAAAGCGCUUUUUGUUGUUUGAUCGUACUGAAGGCACGCGCUGCGUAAUUCCAAGGUGAAUUAAGAGACUUUAGCGCACGCGCGCUCUUAGCUUCACCUCGUUUCUGCCUUUUUUUUUACUCUGAGGUGGACUCCUUUAAGAGUUAGCCUCCAAAUAUAGGCAGCGUUAACGCUGGAGGAGCGCAGGCUCGGAUUGGGUUAGUUUAAAUUUCCACGCGUAGAUUAUUUCCAUCCAGCUGGAAUUUUGUUAAACCUCAAGCGUUUUGAUCCGGUUAGAGAACCGAACCUGGGUUUGGGUUCGGCGUAGCUCCAGUUCCUCCUCAGACUCGGCUGUGAUGCGCGUCGACUGAGGCUGCUCUCCAACACAGAAGCCAUUUUUAAGUCUUGUUGGAUUUCCUGAAGCUGCGCGCGCGCGUUUGUGCUUUUUCACAAGCUGAAGGGUCUCCGUGCCGUCAUCAUGGUUCGGCUUUUGUCUGCUGCUUGGGUGCUGGUCCUCGUGGCGCUGUGGGUCGAGGCUGCCGCUGGGGAGGAUCAGGCCACGGCUGGAAGCGCGCCGGUGGUCAGCCUGCGCACACUGAUCACCGGAACCUGCCAGGAGAUCCAGCGGCACGCGGAGUCGAUCCUGGGAACCACCGUCAUUCAGUCAACUGCUGAGAGGGCUGUGUUGUUUCUUGAGUCACUUCUUGGUCAGGAGAACAUCAAUUCAAUGAGCCUGAUUUUACAGACUGCGAUCCGUUUCUUGGCUGAAGGAGCUGCCAGCGGCCUGAAUGUCAUUGCAGUUUACGUCACGGAGAUCCUCAGGGUCACAGGAUUCAAUGCUGCACUGACGCUGCCCCGCUUCACUCCUGAGGGUGUGACUUCCAUCGCCCAGUGGGGUCUGGGCUGCCUCAUCGGUUACUGGCUGCUCACCAUCCUUCUGCGUCUGCUGAUCAGUGUGCUAAAGCACGUGUUCUGGACGGUGAAAACCGUCCUGGCGCUUUGGGUUUUCGGACUGAUUGUUUUGGACAAGAGCGCCUCCACAGACACCACAGCGUUUCGACUGGGCGGCCUCGUGCUGACAUGUGUCCUGCUGAGUCUCUACACUACAGACUUCAGCAAACAUUCUGCAGUGGAGAACCGACUGAGCAAGCUGGAGGGUCGACUGAAGGCCGUAGAGAAGAAGUGAUGCAGGCUGGGAAAGUGGAAACACUAAGGAUGUCUAAAUCUGUGUGAAAUGUGGGGAAAAUAAAGUAAUCCUUCAGAUUUUUUAAUAAAAAUUCUUUCUGUUCACUUCCAGAUUAGAAGAAACUUAACUAUGAUCAAGGAUGAUUAAAAAAUGUAUUUAAUUAGCUAUUUAUUUAGAAUUUAACCAUUAGGUUCACAAAGUGCCUUCUUGAAUUGAAUCAGAGAAUCAAAUGUUUGUGGAGAAAGAAAACAGACAAUCCAACGUGUAAGGUUCUAAAGAAAAACUGAAAUAAACGUCCUUUUCCUUAAAAAAUAUUUGUAUUUUCUAACAGGAAAAGGAUUUAAAAGGAUCCAAAAGCAAAGGUUUGUUUUUCAUGAAUUGAAACUUUUUUUUAUAUUAUCCACUUUAAGAUCAUUGAAAUGUAUGUUUACAUUUCCUUUUGUUGUAGGUUAACCCUUGUGCUAUCCUAGGCCCUUUACCGUUGGGAGUUGGGUCAACUAGACCCACUAGACAGUGCUCUGAACCUUUUUUCUUCAAUGAUUUGUGAACCUCACUGGUGUCCAUGGAUUACAUGAAAUCUUUCCACCUUUAUCCACCUUUGUCAUGGUAGGGAGAACACGUCAAUGUAGGGGUGGGGUCAUCUAAGAUAGCACAAGGGUUAAUAUGAUUUCUGGCUAUUUUUAGGAGUUAGAAUGAUGAAUUGGAUCUUGGUUUGUUUUUCUUCACAAACAUUCAUUCAUUAUGUAUUUUAUCACUGCAGCUAAGGUGAAUGCUUUGUUCCUGGCAGCCGCACUGUUAAACGGUACAUGUAGUAUUUAUGUAGCGCUUUUUCUACCUUGCUUUAAGACCCAAACUGCUUUCCGGUCACACCCAUAUUGAUAACAGCUUUGCUGUCUUUCACCAACACCAACCACCAUGAGCAACGUGUGGUUCAGCGUCUUGCCCAGACACUUUGACACAUGGGUGGACAGGGCGGGAACUGAACCCGUGAUCCUCUGAUCAGACAUCAACUGCUCUACCUCUGCACCACAGCCGUAUUAUUCCUACUCCUGGAUGUUGGUUGUUUACCAAAAUAAAGUAAAAUAAACAACUGUCAA
Oryzias latipes (Japanese medaka) is the source of this 2401-nucleotide messenger RNA. RefSeq names its product voltage-gated monoatomic cation channel TMEM109. The record is from RefSeq and is a predicted model, not a curated record. Lineage: Eukaryota; Metazoa; Chordata; Actinopteri; Beloniformes; Adrianichthyidae. Gene Ontology annotation, biological process: cellular response to gamma radiation; intrinsic apoptotic signaling pathway in response to DNA damage by p53 class mediator.